UGCGCGCCGCCGCCGCCGCCGCCGCUCGCCCGGGGCCGCGGAGCGCCCAGCCGGGGCGACAUGCCGACCGGCUCCGGCCUGGACCGAGCGCUUAAGAUGCCGCUGCCGCGGAGGUCGAGGAUCCGCUCGUCCGUUGGACCUGUUCGUCCUUCUUCGGGCUAUAAGAAGGCAGAUGAUGAGAUGUCCCGGGCCACGUCUGUUGGAGACCCGCUGGACGCACCAGCCCGCACCAUUUACCUCAACCAGCCGCAUCUCAACAAAUUCCGUGACAACCACAUCAGUACGGCCAAGUACAGCGUGCUGACAUUUCUACCUCGAUUCUUGUAUGAGCAGAUUAGAAGAGCUGCUAAUGCCUUCUUCCUCUUCAUUGCCUUACUACAGCAAAUUCCAGAUGUAUCUCCAACAGGAAGAUACACCACCCUGGUGCCAUUGAUCAUUAUUUUAACUAUUGCAGGCAUCAAAGAGAUCGUAGAAGAUUUUAAGCGACAUAAGGCAGACAAUGCAGUUAACAAAAAGAAAACGAUAGUGUUAAGGAAUGGUAUGUGGCAUACCAUUAUGUGGAAAGAGGUGGCAGUGGGGGACAUCGUGAAGAUCGUCAAUGGGCAGUAUCUUCCUGCAGACAUGGUCCUGCUAUCCACCAGUGAACCCCAGGCAAUGUGUUAUGUUGAAACAGCUAAUCUAGAUGGGGAGACGAACCUUAAAAUACGCCAGAGUCUGAGUCACACUGCUGACAUGCAGACCCGGGAAGUGUUGAUGAAGUUAUCCGGCACGAUAGAAUGUGAGGGGCCCAACCGCCACCUCUACGACUUCACUGGGAACUUGCACUUAGAUGGGAAAAGCCCUGUUUCCCUUGGGCCCGACCAGAUCUUAUUAAGAGGUACACAGCUUAGAAAUACUCAGUGGGUCUUUGGCAUAGUUGUUUAUACUGGACACGACACCAAACUCAUGCAGAAUUCCACAAAAGCACCUCUCAAGAGAUCAAAUGUUGAAAAAGUGACGAAUGUACAAAUCCUGGUGUUAUUUGGCCUCCUGUUAGUCAUGGCCUUGGUGAGCUCCGUGGGGGCCCUGUACUGGAACAGAUCUCAGGGUGGAAAGAACUGGUACAUCACGAAGAUGGAGACCAGCUCGGAUAAUUUUGGAUAUAACUUGCUGACGUUCAUCAUCUUGUACAACAAUCUUAUCCCCAUCAGUCUGCUGGUGACUCUUGAGGUCGUGAAAUACACUCAAGCCCUUUUUAUAAACUGGGACACAGAUAUGUAUUACCUAGGAAAUGACACUCCUGCAAUGGCCAGGACCUCAAACCUUAAUGAAGAGCUUGGACAGGUAAAAUACCUGUUUUCUGACAAAACUGGAACUCUUACAUGCAAUAUCAUGAACUUCAAGAAAUGCAGCAUUGCUGGGGUGACCUAUGGCCAUUUUCCAGAACUGACAAGGGAGCCAUCGUCAGAUGAUUUCUGCCGGAUGCCUCCUCCUCCUAGUGAUUCAUGUGACUUCGAUGAUCCUAGACUCUUGAGGAACAUCGAGGACCACCAUCCCACAGCUCCCUGCAUACAGGAGUUCCUCACCCUCCUGGCUGUGUGCCACACCGUCGUCCCUGAGAAGGAUGGAGACGACAUCAUCUACCAGGCCUCGUCCCCAGAUGAAGCUGCUUUGGUGAAAGGCGCCAGAAAGCUGGGCUUCGUCUUCACGGCCCGAACGCCCUACUCGGUCAUCAUAGAAGCUAUGGGACAGGAGCAGACAUUCGGAAUCCUUAAUGUCCUGGAAUUUUCUAGUGACAGGAAAAGAAUGUCUGUAAUUGUUCGAACUCCUUCAGGACAACUUCGGCUCUAUUGCAAGGGGGCUGAUAAUGUAAUUUUUCAGAGACUUUCAAAAGAUUCAAAAUACAUGGAGGAAACAUUAUGCCAUCUCGAAUAUUUUGCCACAGAAGGCUUGAGGACGCUCUGUGUGGCUUACGCUGACCUCUCGGAGAGGGAGUAUGAGGAGUGGCUGAAAACCUACCAGGAAGCCAGCACCAUAUUGAAAGACAGAACUCAGCGGCUGGAGGAGUGUUACGAGAUCAUUGAGAAGAAUUUACUGUUACUUGGAGCCACUGCCAUAGAAGACCGCCUUCAGGCAGGCGUUCCGGAAACCAUAGCGACUCUGUUGAAGGCGGAAAUUAAGAUAUGGGUGUUGACAGGAGACAAACAAGAGACUGCAAUUAAUAUAGGAUAUUCCUGCCGGUUGGUGUCACAGAAUAUGGCCCUUAUCCUACUGAAGGAGGACUCUUUGGAUGCAACAAGGGCAGCCAUUACGCAGCACUGCACUGACCUUGGGAAUUUGCUGGGCAAGGAAAACGACGUGGCCCUCAUCAUCGACGGCCACACCCUGAAGUACGCGCUGUCCUUUGAAGUUAGGAGAAGCUUCCUAGAUCUGGCGCUCUCGUGUAAAGCGGUCAUAUGCUGCAGGGUGUCGCCUCUGCAGAAGUCUGAGAUAGUAGAUGUUGUUAAGAAGCGGGUGAAGGCCAUCACCCUUGCCAUCGGGGACGGUGCGAAUGACGUCGGGAUGAUCCAGACUGCCCACGUGGGUGUGGGCAUCAGUGGGAACGAAGGCAUGCAGGCGACCAACAACUCAGACUAUGCCAUCGCACAGUUUUCGUACUUAGAGAAGCUCCUGUUGGUUCACGGUGCCUGGAGCUACAAUCGGGUGACCAAAUGCAUAUUGUACUGCUUCUACAAGAACGUGGUCCUCUACAUCAUUGAGCUUUGGUUCGCCUUUGUUAAUGGAUUUUCUGGGCAGAUUCUAUUUGAACGCUGGUGUAUCGGCUUGUACAAUGUGAUCUUCACGGCGCUGCCCCCCUUCACCCUGGGAAUCUUCGAGAGGUCCUGCACUCAGGAGAGCAUGCUCAGGUUUCCGCAGCUCUACAAAAUUACCCAGAAUGCCGAAGGCUUCAACACAAAGGUUUUCUGGGGUCACUGCAUCAACGCCUUGGUCCACUCGCUCAUCCUCUUCUGGUUUCCCAUGAAAGCGCUGGAGCAUGAUACUGUGUUGGCCAAUGGGCAUGCCACAGACUAUUUAUUUGUUGGAAAUAUUGUUUACACAUAUGUUGUUGUUACUGUUUGUCUGAAAGCCGGUUUGGAGACAACAGCUUGGACCAAAUUCAGUCACCUGGCUGUCUGGGGAAGCAUGCUGAUCUGGCUGCUGUUCUUCGGCAUCUACUCAACCAUCUGGCCCACCAUUCCCAUCGCUCCAGAUAUGAAAGGACAGGCAACUAUGGUCCUGAGCUCUGCACACUUCUGGUUGGGACUGUUUCUGGUUCCUACUGCGUGCCUGAUCGAAGAUGUGGCGUGGCGAGCGGCCAAGCAUACCUACAAAAAAACGUUGCUGGAGGAGGUGCAGGAGCUGGAAACAAAGUCCCGAGUGAUGGGCAAAGCAAUGCUUCGGGACAGCAAUGGAAAGAGGAUGAACGAGCGGGACCGCCUUCUGAAGAGGCUCAGCAGGAAGACCCCGCCCACCCUUUUCCGCGCAGGCUCCCUCCAGCAGAGCGUCCCCCACGGGUAUGCCUUCUCUCAAGAAGAGCAUGGAGCUGUUUCUCAGGAAGAAAUCGUCCGUGCUUACGACACAACCAAAAAGACAUCGAGGAAAAAAUAACACUCGAGUUUUCCUGUCGAUCUUAGGAAAGAGAUGCAGUUUACUGCACCCAGUGUUAAUACACGUUUCUCAGAAGAGACUGGUCUCAGCAGCCAAAACACGGGAAAACACAUUUCUGUGGCCUUAGCCAACCCGUUUGUUAGGUCCAUAUUCCCUCACAAACCUGAAGUAGAUGCCGCGCGGGGACGCCGUUUCCCCUUCCAAUUUGUCUGCAGUGCUUGGCCUAUGUUUUGUUUACCUUGUUACGAACAUUCAACUGUGCUCUGUGAGGUGUGAAAUUAAAAACGUUAUGUUUCACCAACAUUUAAACAUCAGUGCUAGUUGUUCCGGGAGGAAGGGAAGAGAGUUUUAUGUUGCAUGAGAAACCCAUCUUGUGGCGCUGGUGCAGGGACACACUUCCUGUUGUUAGCUCACAGAUUAAGGCCACCAAGCAGCACAUAAGCUUCACAUUGGGCAGGUUGCUGCCUCGAUUUGAUUCCUAUUUUGUUUGUAUGAAGUUGACAUAAACUUCUUGAUUGUAGUGAAAUCACAAAAAUCUGUAUCUGGAUGGUAAGACUGAGAACAUUUAUUGGAACCUCUCAGCCACACUCCCAGCAGGGCAGACCAGUCGGUAUCCCAGCAGACUUCUGCAACCUCCCCAGAUGCUUCGUCCCCAGCCGUCCUCUGCAGUCCAGGCGUCCCUUGUCCUCAGACCUUCUGCAUGGCUGACUACUGUGCGCAGAGCAUGGCAGCUGGCGGGCAACCACCCCACAUUGGCACCCUUCCUGUUCUAUCACAGAUUCAGAUACGGAUGCAAGAAGUCCCUUCUCCCACCUCCCUUUUCCUUCUGUGACUAAAGAAAAGAGACAUAGCUAUUCCGCAUAUAUUCUAAAUGUUUAUCUGCCUCUGAUGACAGGAAAGCAGGUCAGGGUGGUGGUGGAACUGCUUCAACACCCCCUGCCCUGGUCAGGGUCUCAGUAUUUAUUUCCCAGCCUUCCAGCCACUGGACCUUGGCAUUCACUUAAAUUGGAACCCACACGUGUUUUUCUUGGGAGUUCAGAGCACAUUUUGGAUUUUCACUGUUGGGAAAUGAAUGAUUUUGUAGCAUGUGUCCUCAGAGAAGGAACACAUCUCUCGCUCUGUACCUCUAAAGUCAGAGAGAAUGAGUAGACCCAGAUGGGGGAGUACAGGACCCUGAGGAUUAGGGAGGAAGACACCCAUCCGAGGAGAAAGCAAGAAGCAAGGACACAGAGACAUCGGAAGGAGGGCACCGAGGACAUUUUCCACCGCAUCUCUUCAGUAGAAACUGAAAUUAAGCCCUGGAGCCCAGACAAUUGUCAUGAUCAGCUGAAUGUGUCUGGGCCACAAAGAAGACACUGACAUGCAGUUUUAGUCGAAAAGAAUUCCAAACAUUUGAAGGUAAUGCCCUUUUUCAUACCGAUUAAGUUUCCUUCCUUAUCCCGUUAGAGGCAGACACAGGCACCUGUCUGAAUACGAAAUGUCCUGAACGGAAGAACAAGAAGGGAAGUGCUGAGUCACUGAUUUUCCAGACUGGGGAGUUCCACUUUCUAAAUCUGGACAGAACCUGGGUGCCUUCGGGCAUGAAUAAGCACCUGGAACCCUUAAUAAAUGACCAGCUGAGAGGCACAUUCUCUCCUCUCGGCUUUGGCUGCCAAGCCAGAAUUUUGGAUGGCUUAACAUAAAUAUUUCUGGGCAGCUGUUGUUGGUUAAAAUGUCUCCAUUCCUCUGGGGAUGGCUGUGCUAAAUUAGGAAAUAAUAGUGCACUUCGCUUCCUAACCCUUUAUUUUCAGAAUAUCCACAUCUUACUGGGCACUGUAAUAAUUUAGAGUAUGAUUUGCAUUGACUAGGAAAACUAAUCCCUUUCUUAUCAUGUGACCAAGACCCAGAGGGGGCUUAAGGGAAAGUAGAACAAUGCAAUUAACAGGUGAGCCUCAGAAAAUUGCCAUUCCUUCCUCCUCAAGAUGAUAUAAAACAUUUUUAAAUACUACAGCACCCAGCAAGAUGAAUGAAUCAUUCAUUGGAUUAUCAUUCAGGAAUUACAACACAAAAAUAUGCAUGUAGUUAACACUGCAAACCGAGGUAUAUGUCUUUAUUGCACACCCAGGAAGAUGAUGUUCUAAAUACAGAAGAGAAAGGAAAAUUCAGAUUGAGUGUGCAUUAGACAUUCUAUUUGGUUUCAUUUGGAAACAAGCCUAUUUGGAAAGGGGAACUCAAAACUCAAUUCUUUGUCAAGCCCUUAGCUCUUUCUUGAACUUGAAGUCUUCCAUAUCAGAUUUGUGAAUUACAGUAUGUGGUUUUUUUGUUUUGUGUUGGGAUUUUUGCUUUUUUUUUUUAAUGCUAAAAAAUACAAUUCAGAUUUUCUGAGAUUUAAGUAUAUUUUCCAGUUCUUUUAAGAAGUAGAUUAAAGUCUUUGCAAUAAUGAAAUAUGCCCACAGAAGAAAAUAUUAGAAGAAAUGCAUUUCUAUUUAUUCUUUCAUGCUAUUAAGCUAUCUUGUAGACAAAUGACUAAAUUGGGUUUCUAGAAGGAGCAGCUGUCACUAUGUGUGAUGUACAGUAUUUAGCUGGGGCCAACUCAGGGGCUGUGUCAUUUGUUGUAUCUUUAAAUUGAGGUCAGAAUGUCACACACAACCCCUCCCUGGGGAGCAGGGUAGACUGUUCUAAGUUGCCUGCUCCAGCUGUCAGCUCAGUGGAAAUGCCACAUGGGACUUGUCACUCUGCCACACAGUAAGUGACACACAGACUAGCAGGUCAUAGCUGGUCAGCACUAUAGAGCCUGACUCUGGAUUGGGCUAAAGUGGCAGAACCCACAGAGUCCCUGUCUCAGCUUAGUGUUGUACACAGACUGCUGACUUUUGUGUGAGUCUGUGUCCCAUUCCAGCUGACCUUGCAGUAGGAAAAGACCAGCCAUUCCCUGCUUGCAGUUGUGAGUUGAGCUAUGCAGUGAUCUGGGCCAGAGGAUGGUAAUGCAAAGUGCAUAUUGAAAAGGGAGGCUAAGAGAGCAGAAUAAACCGACCAUUUCUGCUUGGCUUUCUGGAUCAGCCUUCGCUGCUAAUCAGAAUGGGCUUUGUAAUAAUGUUGGCGUGUAGCUGUGUCUGACGUGUCUCUAUGCAGAAUAUUCCAGGCUUCUUGACCAGUGUUACAUUCUCCCAUCUCCCAACACACAUGCACACAUGUGAUAACCCUUUUUUUGGAAAUAGAGCUCAUACAAAACCUGUGCUUUGGAGAAAGGGGAUGCUGUUUCUUUAGUAGGGAGAAAAAUCCUAAGACGUGGACCUGAAUUUCAGCAGAGCAUGGCUGAGAAAUUUGUUGACAUCUUCUUUUCCUUGACAAGGCUUCAAGUCUUGCUAUGGGGAGCUGGCAGUGAAAAUCAGUAAUAACUUGUCAAGAAGCAGUGCAUAAUGAAAAAAAAAGUGAGUCUAAAUAACUAAUGUCUGAAAAUGCAAAUGGAUAUAUAUAUUAUAGGCUUUAAGGUAAAUUUUCUUUUUAAACAAAGCAAUAGUCUUAAUCUCCACUUAUUAUAACAAGGACCUUUUUUCUUACUUUUCUGAACCGUAAGAAAGAGAGUUUUCUAUCAUAUUCCUGUUCCUAGGGAUUUAUGUCUUAGACCAUAAGUUGAAUAGAAUGUUUGCAAAACUCUGCCUUCGGAUCAGACAAUCUUUAGUCUCGAACCUGUGAAAGAACUGCACGCACGCAGUUCAGCCAGGCCUGAAUUACAGCUGAGGGUCAUUGUCCCAGAGUAAUUCCAGGAGUGGUUUAGGCUCAGCAUCUGAAAUGUAGCCUUCAUCUCGUGGGAUCCAUAAACUAUGUGAACAGGGGACCUUUGGUUUAGCAGAGUCUGAAAUAAUAGUUUGGCAAAGAAAUGAGUGAAUCAGGUCAAGUUAAAUCAUGGCAUCCCCUCCAUAUUCAUUAAAUAUGUUCUUCAUGGAAUGA
Molecule: messenger RNA, 7557 nt
Organism: Manis javanica (Malayan pangolin)
Lineage: Eukaryota; Metazoa; Chordata; Mammalia; Pholidota; Manidae
Gene: ATP8A2
Product: ATPase phospholipid transporting 8A2
Biological process (GO): phospholipid translocation; neuron development
Cellular component (GO): plasma membrane; trans-Golgi network
Molecular function (GO): ATPase-coupled intramembrane lipid carrier activity; magnesium ion binding; ATP hydrolysis activity
Source: RefSeq, a predicted model, not a curated record